Messenger RNA from Oryza brachyantha (malo sina), 6051 nucleotides. RefSeq names its product nuclear pore complex protein NUP205. Gene Ontology annotation, cellular component: nuclear pore. The transcript has 45 exons. The record is from RefSeq and is a predicted model, not a curated record. NCBI's taxonomy places the organism in Eukaryota, Viridiplantae, Streptophyta, Magnoliopsida, Poales, Poaceae. The coding region runs from base 100 to 5649 and encodes 1849 amino acids.
UCGCCCUAGGGUUUUAAACCCCGCCCUCUUCCCCAUUCCGCCGACCACCUGCUCCCCCCUAGGGUUCCGGCGAGCUCGGGCGCGCGCCCCCGGCCGGCCAUGCCUCCGCCCCCGCCCCGCGAGCUCCUGGCCGUCGUCGAGGCGGCGCUGCUCGGCCCCUCCCCGCCGUCGCCGGCGCAGCGCGUGGAGCUCCUCCACGCCGUCCGCGAUGCCGCCCCCGCAUUCCGCGCGCUCCUCUCCUAUCCGGGGCCGAGGGCGUCUGAUCGGACUCAGGUGGAGGCUAAGGAAGUGCGGCUCCCGGACAUGCCGCCCAUAACGCUUGACGACACCGAUGUGCAGACAGCCCUCAAGUUGAGUGAUGAACUCAAUCUUAAUGAGAUUGAAUCCGUUCGCUUGCUAGUUGACGCCAACAGAGAGUGGGUUCUAUAUGGGCGAGAGCCACUGGAAAUAUAUAGGCUUGCAGCUGGCCUUUGGUACAUGGAGAGAAGAGAUCUUAUAACCUCUUUGUACAUUCUGUUACGGUCUGUUGUACUUGACCAAGGGCUUGAUGCUGAUCUGAUGUAUGAAAUACAAAAUCAAAUGGAGGCUCUAUUUAAUGAUGGUCUCCGGCAGCGUAUAAUUACACUUGUAAAGGAACUUAAUCGUGAAGAACCAGCUGGCGUUGGCCGACCAAGCUCUGAGCCCUAUGUGCUUGAUUUUAGAGGGGCUCUUGUGGAAAGGCGUGCCAUUGUUUCUCGUGAGAGAUUAACUCUGAGCCACUGCCUUGCUCUUUCUGCACUUAUUAAAUUGAUGAGUCCCAGGGAGGUUAAAGAUGUAUUUUCAAUGCUAAAAGACUUUUCAGCUGAAGUUAAUGAAAAUACUAGCGUGGAGCUUCAGAUCACCUAUGGCGUUCUUUUUUCUCUAGUAGUAACUUUUGUUUCUGAUGCUUUAAGUACUUCCCAUGAGAAAGCAUCUUUGUCAUCUUCUGAUUCUUCGUUCAGAUGUGAUUUUCAUGAACUGGUGAUGAGGUCAGAUAACAAUUCUACUAUUGAAGGAUUUGUUGGUGUUGUGCGACUUGCAUGGACAGUUCAUUUGAUGUUAACUCAAGAUCGAAGUAUUGCAAGGGAUACUCUCACUAGUUCUUCGGGAGACGUGGCAGAUAUAUGGGCAUGUCUGGAGAUUAUUUGUCGCCAGAAUACUUUUCAGUUUCUGCGGGAACGAGUUAUGCAAACAGCUGCCUACAAGAAUGACGAUGAGGAUAUUGUUUACAUGUACACUGGCUACAUUCACAAGUUGAUGAUGUGCUUUCUUUCCCAUCCGACUUCUAGAGACAAGAUAAAGGAAAUAAAGGAAAAAGCAAUGAAUGCCCUCAGUCCAUAUGGUUCACUCAGAGAUCAUAGAGAAGGUCCCAGCAGAACUGGAGAACAAAAUGGUCAGCCUAGCAAUCAGCCUUUCAUCUCUCUCCUGGAAUUAGUUAGAGAAAUAUAUCAGAACGAACCUGAGCUAGUGCAUGCAAACGAGGAACUGUGGACCUUUAUCACGUAUGCAGGAGAAGAUCACACCAAUACACAAACUCUUGUGGCAUUCCUUGGACUUCUUAGUACUUUGGCUUCCAGUGAAGUUGGUGCUGCCAAAGUAUAUGACUUGCUCCAGGGAAAAAUCUACCGCUCAGUUGGUUGGAGCACUCUCUUUGAUUGCUUAUCUAUUUAUGAAGAAAAGUUUAAAGAAUCCCUUCAAUCUUCUGCAAGCAUGUUGCCUGAUUUUCCUGAAGGGGAUGCACAGGCGCUUGUUUCAUAUUUAGCUGUUCUUCAGAAGGUGGUUGAAAAUGGUAAUACUAUUGAAAGACGGAAAUGGUUCCCUGAUAUUGAACCGUUGUUUAAGCUCCUCAGCUAUGAAAAUGUGCCCCCAUAUUUGAAGGGAGCUUUGAGAAAUUCGAUUACUGCAUUUAUCAAAGUGUCGCCACUCUUGAAGGAUGCCAUUUGGAGUUAUCUUGAACAAUAUGAUCUUCCAGUGGUUACGCCUCCACUUGGCCAGCAUAGUGCAACACAGGUCUAUGACAUGAGGUUUGAGUUGAAUGAAGUUGAAGCAAGGAGGGAGAGUUAUCCAUCAACCAUAUCAUUUCUCAACUUGGUCAAUGCUCUAAUUGCAGAGGAAAGAAGCAUAAGUGACAAGGGCCGGAGGUUUAUGGGUAUAUUCAAGUUUGUUUAUGAAGACGUCUUUGGGCCUUUUCCUCAAAGAGCCUAUGCCGAUCCUCGGGAGAAGUGGGAACUGGCAGUUGCCUGCCUCGAGCACUUUCACAUGGUUUUAAGCAUGUAUGACAUCAAGGAGGAUGAUAUUUUUGCUGCUGUUAAUGCAUCUGGACCUUCGACUAUAUCUCAUGCCUCAAUCGACAGACAGCUUCCUUUGCUAGAGCUACUCAAAGAUUUCAUGAGUGGAAAAGUUGCUUUCCGCAAUAUUAUGAACAUCAUAUUAGUGGGUGUGGACACUCUUAUUAAUGAGAGAACUACCCAAACUUAUGGGAUUCUUCUGGAGAAAACUGUCCAUCUGUCAUUUGAAAUAUUUAUUCUUGUCAUGGAGAGAGAUCUGGUGCUUGCUGAUGUUUUCCGUCCACUCUACCAGCCCUUGGAUGUCGUGUUAGCUCAAAAUCAUAGACAAAUUACAGCUUUGCUGGAGUUUGUACGAUACGAUUAUCUUCCUCAGAUUCAACAAUGCUCUAUAAAAAUUAUGGGGAUUUUGAGUUCUAGAAUAGUUGGUCUUGUUCAGUUGCUUUUGAAAGCAGAUGUUGCUAAAUCGGUAAUUGAGGAUUAUGCCGCUUGUUUGGAGUUUCGCUUUGAUGAUUUCCAGGUCAUAGAGAACACAAAAGAUGAUGUUGGUGUUCUAAUACUACAGUUACUUCUCGAUAAUAUUUCUCGUCCAGCUCCUAACAUUACACAUUUACUCCUAAGAUUUGAUGUAAAUGGAUCCAUAGAACGAACGGUUUUAAAACCGAAGUCGCACUACAGUUGUUUAAAGACAAUUCUUGACAAUCUUGAGAAAGUGACAAAGCCAGAUAUAAAUGCCUUGCUGCACGAAUUUGGUUUUCAGCUUCUGUACGAGUUAUGUCUUGAUCCUUUAACUUGUGGACCUGUCAUGGAUCUCCUGAGUACAACAAAAUAUCAGUUCUUUUCUAAGCAUGUUGGAACCAUUGGUGUUUCACCACUUCCAAAAAGGAACAACAAUCAAUCUCUUCGUAUUAGCAUGCUCCAUGAGAGGGCAUGGUUGUUAAAGAUGCUAGCGUUGGCGUUGCAUGCAUCGGAUAUAUCAUCGUCUGUGUACCGGGAAUCCUGUCUUGCUAUUCUAUGUCAUACUUUCGGCCAAUGUGCUGAAAACUUGAGGAGUGCAAAUUUGUUGCAAUCUCCUGGCGCGAGCAAUUUAUCAAUGAACAAAAACAAGGUUUUGGACUUGCUUGAAGUUAUCCAAUUCAGAUGUCCGGACACCUCCAUUAAAUAUCCCCAGUUGCUUUCUAACCUGAGACUUGAAUCAAAGAUCGAAGAGAUCCUAAGAAAUUCAGCAACAUCCGAAUUUGGUGGUGUAUAUUAUUAUUCAGAGCGAGGUGAUCGAUUAAUUGAUCUGGAUGCAUUCCAUGAAAAACUUCUCCAGAUGUCUCUUUUAUUGAAUCCUCAAUUAAGUGAGUCUGAGAAAAACGAGCUAAAAGAAUCAUUCCAUCAAAUGCUGAAAUGGGCCUGGAGAUAUAACAAAAAUCUUGAAGAACAAGCCGCCCAGCUUCAUAUGCUGACUGGCUGGUCGCAUAUUGUUGAAGUAGCAGUAUCUAGAAGGAUGUCAUUACUUGAAGAUCGUUCUCACUUAUUGUUUGAGCUCCUUGAUGCUUCAUUAAGUGCCACAACAUCUCCAGAUUGUUCAGUAAAAAUGGCAUAUAUUUUAACCAAUGUAGCAUUGACUUGUAUGGCGAAACUACGGGAUGAAAGAUUCAUUUGCCCAACUGGUGCGGAUUCUGAUGCAGUUACUUGCCUUGACAUUAUUUCGGCAAAGCAGUUGUCAAAUGCAGCAUGUAAUUCAUUAUUAUUCAAACUUACGAUGGCAAUACUGAGAAAUGAAUCAUCUGAGACCUUGAGAAGACGCCAAUAUGCAUUACUGUUAAGUUAUUUACAAUACUGCCGCAACAUCCUUGACUCUGAUGUCCCUCCAUCCGUUCUUCGGUUCUUACUACUUGAAGAGCAAGAGAGAGAUGAUGAUGAACUUAGUCUUCAAAAGGUUCUCAAGGAACAGAAUGAAUUAGUGUGGACCAAUUUUUCUAUCGUAAGGAAGGAAGCUCAAGCAAUCAUCGAUUUGGUUGCCAAGGAUGCUAUCCAUGGAAGUGAAGCAGGCAAAGCUAUUUCAUUCUAUGUUCUUGAUUCACUAAUAAGUAUUGACCAGGAUAAGUAUUUCUUGAACCAACUUCAGAGUCGAGGAAUUCUCAGAACAUGUCUAAGUGAUGUUAGCACCUAUUUUUCUAAGGAAACAUCAUUCUCGUCAGAGUCUUCACAGAGGUUUUGCACUAUUGAUGCUCAAUUGUCAUUACUUCUGAGAAUCAGUCACCAUUAUGGGAAACAUGGCUCCCAGAUUCUGUUGUCCAUGGGUGCUCUACAUAAUCUUUCAUCCUGCAACCUCAUGGGUUUACAGAAAAAGGCAAAUUCAAGGCUCAACUCCACUGUGGUGAAAGCACGAGCUGGGGAAAUUGACAAGAGGAGGUCACUUACUGCACCGAUACUUAGAAUCGUCACAUCUUUCACCUCACUUGUGGACUCUGCUGAUUUUCUUGAGGUUAAGAACAAAAUUGUACGAGAGGUAGUGGACUUUGCCAAGCAGCAUCAAUCCGUUUUUAAUAGCAUUUUAAGGGAGAGCAUAUCUGGAGCUAAUAUAUUGACCUUGGAGCGACUUAAUAUAGUGGUCUCUAUUCUCGGCAAGGUAUGGGCAUAUGAGGAAAAUGAUGAUUGCAGCUUUGUCCAAGAUCUAUUUUCCAUGAUGCAAUCUCUUUUCAGUCUUGAUUUUGGGUCUCUCAACUUUAUGCAAUCACCAAACAUGAUUGAGAAUCAGAAGUCAGAAUUGAUAGUGUUUGGUCUGUGCUUUAGUCUUAUCUCCUAUCUAUAUGUUCUGGCUACAAAAAAGGAUAUGAGGUUUCAAAUUUCAUAUGAUGAUAGUAGCGAAAGUGGUCAGCAGCAACCAACACUACAGCUGGUUUCAGAUCUUCUAAACUCAAUAACACUUGCUAUGGAAAGAGUAGCUGAAGAAAAAUAUAUGUUGCUAAAUAAGAUUCGUGACUUGAAUGAGUUAUCUAGGAAGGAGGUUGAUGAGAUAAUAAAAUUAUGCAUGAAACAAGAUUGUAUUUCUCCCAACGAUAACAUCCGUAAAAGGAGGUACAUUGCAAUGAUAGAAUUGUGUUGCAUGGCCGGCAACCGUGAUCAGCUCAUAACCCUUCUACUCCAAAUCGCAGAAUGCGCUGUCACUAUUUUGCUUGUUCAUUUUCAAGACGAGUCUUGUUCAAAAGAUCUUUCUUCAUUUUGUGAUGAGUUGCUUCCUAUCCUGGAGAGGCUAGAGCAUUUUAAAGAGGACAAAGUCGGGCGGAACCUCAAGCUAUUUCAUCGAUCUGUUACCACUCUAAAAGAGAUGACCAUCAGAAGCAUGUCCUUGUGAAGAACGAGGGAGAGAUGUCAGAUGUAUACAAAUGUAACCCUUUUGUAGCAUAUAGAUUUCAAGCUGUAGAGCCUAUGUUGUACACCGUUACAUACUGUAACAUGAUGCUAGUUGGACAAUAUAACUCUAGGGCACUAGCCAGCUGUGUCAGAUGCAAAAUUUCCGUCUUGUGAAGGGAAACCUGAUCAAGGAUCAGUUUUUGAAGUUUUGAAUCUUAGCUAACAGUCGAUUUCGUCAUUUGCAUGAAACAAAGGACUGAAUGCCUUGGAACUCUUUGCAGAUGACAAGUACAAUUUAUCGUCAUGCAGCUGAAAAACGUCUCCACUAUGGGGUAGCCAUGUCCCGUCUGUUCCAUGUAAACAACGACAUAUUUUGUCCAAAAGCAUGCAGCUAUGCGGGUUC